AUGCGGAUCGCUGUUACUGCUGCCACUGGAAACACCGGCGUAGCGCUUGUGCAGGCGCUGUCCCAGGCUGGCCACCAAGUCGCAGCCAUCACCAGAGACCCACUCGGCAAGGCCGCCCAAGAACUAGCGGCGCUCCCUGGCGUGGAAGCCUUGACACUAGAGGACGCCUUCAACAAGCCCGUUGACAGCGACAUCUUCUACGCCCGCUCACAUCUGGCGGUGGAGCACUUCCUCGAACAAGGCGACAUUCCGUUCACGAGCCUCCGGCCGAACCUCUUCCACAAUAACGUGGUUGGCCUUGACUUGGCCUCGGUGGCAAAAACGCACCAGUUCAGGACCAUGGCUCAUGGCGCCUCGGUGGCUUCAAUCGACCCCGCUGACGUGGGGAGGGCUGCGGCCGCACUCUUGUCCUUGGACGACCCUUCGCCCCACUACGGCCAGAAGUACACGCUGACCGGACCUGAGAAUAUCAACGAUCAAAGCGUUGGUGAAGUGCUCCAGGAGGUGCUGCAAACAGACGUCAAGUUCGCAGGCGGCGUCAGGGACGACGAGUUCCCGGCCCUUUUUCUGGCGGCCCUCGCCAAGCUGAAACAGGGCAAAGGCGAUCUGGCACACACAGCCACCUCUCCGGAAAUUCUGGCUCUCGCCCCACCCAGAAGCACUUUCAAAGACUAUGUCACCCAUUACUUUGCUAAGCGCGUGUAA
Molecule: messenger RNA, 705 nt
Organism: Acanthamoeba castellanii str. Neff
Lineage: Eukaryota; Discosea; Longamoebia; Acanthamoebidae
Product: NmrA family protein
Exons: 3
Coding region: 1-705 (234 amino acids)
Source: RefSeq, a predicted model, not a curated record